AUGUCUUCACACUUUUCGUCUCCCAAUUCCAGCAAGCCUGAGGAAUCCUUCAAGGUUGACCUAAGGAAAGAUGUGGAUAAGAACCUGCCAGCAAUCAAGCUUGUUACGCUGAGAGAAUGGUUAGCAAUAUGGCUGCGCUUGGACCGUGAAUCAACACCUCAGCUCCAAGAUGCCUUUUGCCUAUGCAGUCACUUCUAUGAUCCUGAGUCAAGAAGUUUACGUUGUGCUCAGAUCACCUUCAAUGACUGUUGUCCCCUGAACAAUGUGACCAUUCAUCAACUUGCGGAUGUCAACUCAGCGGUUGGUGUUGCCCCGCGGGUCAUACCUUUGAUUCAAUUGCCAACAUUGAAAACUGUCAAGUACUACAUGAUGCGAAGCAUGUCACACACAUUAACUUCCAAUCUUCACAUUGGGACACUGGAUCUUCCGCUAGGCGGCGAUAUUACAAAGCCUAUGUACAUUCAUAAGGUACCCAACAUCCGAUUCUUAGAUCUAGGCGAUAAUGGAAUGUUCAGGAUCCAUUUCCCACUUUUGGGAACUACUGGGAUCGACAUGUACCUGAGCGACUCCCAAAUGGCUCAACUCUACGACUUAGUCUUCCAUCCAGCAGCUUUACAGACCCUUCCAGAGGAUCUAGUACAAGAAUGGCCCGGCAGCUAUGAGGAUGAGAGGUUCAGAAGUCAGAACCACAAAUCCAAACGCAAGGAGUACCAAAGCCAGGGGGGUGGGGCUCAAGACAUGCGUGGUGGCACAACACAACAAACUGGUCAAGAUGUCCAUGUUGAAUACCUGCAAGGAUGGUUGGACCGUGCAAGGGAGAUCAUUCACGGGGCUGAGGAGCUGCGCUGGGCUAGGUACUUUUUUCUGUUGUACGAGCUCAGGGGAGUGAAGAACCGGGAAGGCAGUGUACAUCCACCUCCAGAAAUUCCUCCGGUGAAUAUUCCUGAUAAUUUUAUGGACGGAAAUGAAGAUGUUGAAGUAGAGGUCAACCCAGAGAGCCCCAGGGUGAAAGCUGUUGAAAGUGUUCUCAGCCACUUUGAUACCACGUUAUUUAUGCCUGGCAUGUGGUUCAUUGAUAUUGCCACCCGCGUCACUAUUUCGCCAAACCCUGACAAUCCAUCAGAGUGCACCUUUGCAGAUGCGGAUAUGCAUUCCCUCCUUUUCCAACACUACACAGGCUUACCAUUUGCAAGGUGUGAAGAACUUGUCAAUGGGCAAGGGAACCACUAUCAAAAGGACGAAGUUGCCCACUUGAACGUUCUUGCCGGCGGUCGCUUGACCAUUCCUGAUUGGCGGCGAAACGACUGUGGCAUAACGUAUGCGCAGAUAUACACCACUGACAAAAGCAACACAUACAACAUUGCACUUGCUCAGAAUGCACAACAAACCAGCGCUAUACGGAUGCUUGAGUCGUGGGACCAAGAGCUCACUAUGCAUAUCAAUGGAUUAAUGUCCACCUUUGAAAAUUCAGCUCACAACCACGGCGUAGCCUUGCGUAUUGAGACUUGUGUAGAGUAUCAAAACUAUCCCACUUGUCAUUUAAGAGUACCAGAUGAGUUGCUCCGGAGGUGCGUGUAUGUGUUAGACCGGGAUGUAUUCUGGACAUGGAAACGUUAUCGCCUUAUGUCAAUGAGAAGUGUCAUGUGCCAAUGGAUGGCUGCUCAAAGCACGUUUACUCUGAACCGACUUCCAGAGGCUGGCACGCUACUCAUCAUCAUGGAAUACAUGAUGAAUGCACUUGUCAAUCGUCCGGCCUCUGGAGGUACCUGGGAUCAGGUUCACAAUGUAGCAUGCGUUCAUAAGAUGAAGGGCAGAAAACUUGUUCCAACACAAAAGCUAGGCGCACUGUUUCUUCCCACGAUUCGCUUCAAGAAAAACCAGCAACCACGUCGACCACGCAAUGAAGAUCCUCGGCCCUGGGAAAAUGCGGGUGUCCAAAAUGCCAGCGCGGUUCCCAUAUCAAACAAGCAACGUUUGGUCACGAUUCGGAGUACACACAAUGUGGCAAACCCAAUACCUGGUCCCGACUAUGUGCAAGACCAAGAACAGUACUCGUCUGAAGAAGACGAUCCAGAAGAGCAAGAGAGUGCUGCACCUCUUAAGCAGCAGCUCUGGAACGUGAUCUGCAACUAUCCGAUCCAGAUAAUGAACAAGGCUCCUAACCGCUCUCAACCACGUGAAUCAUGGUGCCGGCUUGGCAAAGACAAACUUGUGGCGGUAACACAUGAUUUCUUCACCAGCAUGGAGAAUCUCACAAGGGCAUUUGAGUCAUACUAUCUUUUCCCUGCUGAUGCCAACAAGUGGAAUACCACCGUGGCUCACCUAUUUCCAUUGAUCGAGGGCAACGUUGCAAAUCUUGAAAAGCGACAAGGAGUUUCAAACUUGGGAGUGGUGGUGGAACUCUGUACAAUGCAGAUAGGGCUUUCUGAACCACAACGAGCUCAACUAGUUAAAGACGCUAGGCAAUAUGUCUCAGAAAAUUGGGCUUGGUUGCCUUUGGGAACAGGCAAGAAUCACUUGUGGUCGACUGGUGUCAGUAAUGUACCCAAAUCUGCACAACAAGUAGGGCCACUGAAGGGAGGGCCGUGGAUAAUUUGUAACCCUAGGUUGCUUCGCGCUGGUACUAAUUAA
This is a messenger RNA of Rhizoctonia solani, 2631 nucleotides long. RefSeq names its product DEAD (Asp-Glu-Ala-Asp) box polypeptide 58. NCBI's taxonomy places the organism in Eukaryota, Fungi, Basidiomycota, Agaricomycetes, Cantharellales, Ceratobasidiaceae. Bases 1 to 2631 code for a protein of 876 amino acids. The record is from RefSeq and is a predicted model, not a curated record. The transcript is spliced from 5 exons.